GGAGCAUCGCUGUAAAGCUCUCUUAUAUAUAAGACAACUGAAACUUGCCAAUAGAACUUAUUUUGUGCGUAUACUUGUUGAUGUGAGGUUCAACUAGUACGGAGAUUUUCAAAAAUGAGGUGUAUUGUGGUCUUCUUCUUCACACUCCAGUGUAUUAUUUGUAGUGCAAUUGUACAUCAAUCUGCUUAUAAUCCCGUAUUCGAGUAUGACGUACCUGUUGCAUCACAGCCAAUAGUUUAUACAGCUCCUACUGUUCAAACUGGACCAUAUUAUGGGUCAUAUUCAGUACAUACAACGCCUGCUGUAAGUCAUACAUAUUCACAAACUCAAACACAUCCCGUUGCUUAUGUGAAACCAUUAACUGUUUUUGGUGCACAGUCUGGUCAAUACUAUGCUCCGUCAGCGCCAACAUCAAGAGUGGAACACUCGCGAUUGAUUGUGCCACAAACAAAUCGAAUCUAUCGUUAUCAAUCGACAAAUCAACAAUAUGCAUACCCUGUACAACGAAGUGGUACACAAUUUAGAAAUCAAAGCCCGGGUCAAAACUUCCAAAACUUUCUCCGAGGAGAAAGACCUACGAACCAGCAAUAUAAUGAAAACAAAUAUAAUGGGUAUGCCAAUUCAAUGCCAUACGCAAACAACGGUGAACAGGUGAAACUACGACGCUACCAAAUUUAUCGUCCCGGUAUUAAGAAAGAAUUUUAUGACGUGGAGGAGAGAGUCAUUGUAAGACCAGUUGGUAGUGCUUUGAUUGAAUUCGAUCCACCAUCCAAAAAACAAGAUAUAACGGAAGGCCGUCCAAACACUAGAAAUUACGCAUCAAAUCAUAAUCAAUACAAUUUUCAAGGACUAAGGACAAACGGUCGUUCAGAUGAUGCAUCCAAUCAAAAUGGACAAUUCUAUUCAACUUCGGUUUCAGAUUGUGGCUAUGGGUAUGAUGAUCAAUCACCAGUCUAUGAAUACUCUCCUCCUGCAACAUCUUUCGAUAGCCCAAAGACACAAUACCAUCCGACUACAUUUGCUCCAACCGCUACAACAGAACCCACAACAAAUAAUUACCCAACAACUGGAUAUCCACCAACAGUACCAUCACAAACAUACCUACCACCAUUUUCAACUGAUCAAUCGUUCACAUCAAGUUCUAGUUCGGAAUAUACGCCAAGUACAGCUUAUUCAUCGACUCCAGGCCAGUAUACACCAACGUCGACGAGUACUGCUUCAAACAGUGAUUCAAGCACAACAGCAAAACAAUCUGACAUCUAUAUAAGCUCAACAACACCAGUUUCUGUUACAAUCGUCGAUAAAAAUGACAAUUCUAAUCAAAAUCAAACAACGCCCCAAGAACCAUAUAUUCUCUAUGCAGAUCAGCGACAGUCCAAUGAAAAUAUUCCAAUUGACCAGUUUCAGAAUGAGAUUCCACCUCGGGGUGAUAUAUCACAAUAUAGAGCUGAGCAGCCAGAUCAAUUCUAUCAUGAAUUGCCUCGAAGUCGCAUUACGAAUGAACCGAAUAGGCCAAUCGUUUAUUCACGAUCGCAUGGAGAACCAACAUUCUAUAGAGAAGAUGUUGAUGAAGAUGUUAAAUACCUUGAUUCCACUAACGACCAGAAUCGAACAUCACAUGAAAGUAAUCAGCAAGCUCGCUUAAUUCAACUGUACACCGACAACGGUGGAGUUUCCGAAGUUGGUCAGACAGAAACAGAAAGUGAGGCUGGUUCGCGGUAUUCAGACCAAGGUAAGAGAAAUUCUCAAUAUCAAGAUGUUGGAAAUGUGCGUGCUCGCGUGGUAUCAGUUACACCCCCUCCAGCAAGUUUUCUUCCAACAGAAACAGUAAAUAGAAGAAGAAUUGUCGUCUCGAAACCCGUCACGGUUACAACGGUUCAAGAAGUCGUUGGAAGUGACAGUUCGAAAAACAAUACACAGAGUUCAGAUUAUGAAGGUGACUUCGAUAAUUCCAAUGGUAGAUAUCAGAGCAAUUUCGAAGAUGGUUCAGAGUAUAACGCAAACUACCGCAAUGAGGAUAAAAUCAAUCAAAACUCUUAUCCAGCAUUUAGUGGGAACUAUGAAAAUGUAGACAGUAGACGGGAUGCCAACAGCAAUAAAUUCGAUUCCGGUCCACACAAAAAAGGAGCCAACUAUAAAGAUCGAGCAAAUACAUCUGCGUCAACUGGAGUUUAUAUUUCGACGACACCAUCAACAGCUAGUCAACGUAUCAUUUAUGUCCAACCUGUAUCCCAAGAUUUUGCCCAACAAAGAGCAGUUACGCCGAAAAAACCUUAGUAAAAUUGCUAAUAUUUUUGUCAACAGACCCGAUAAAAUCAGUGGUCACUUUUUUCAAUAUACUACAUACACUGCAAUGAAACGAUGCAUGUCGAUGAUUUUGUUAUUUAAAUCUUGGUAGUAUUAAAUCAAAAGGUUUUGUUUUAUUUUA
This is a messenger RNA of Sitodiplosis mosellana (orange wheat blossom midge), 2428 nucleotides long. RefSeq lists its product as uncharacterized. The record is from RefSeq and is a predicted model, not a curated record. The coding region runs from base 115 to 2277 and encodes 720 amino acids. The transcript is spliced from 5 exons. Lineage: Eukaryota; Metazoa; Arthropoda; Insecta; Diptera; Cecidomyiidae.